CCCCAGGAGCCAUGACAAGCAAAAGAACAUACUCGCCUAGUGAUAGCCCUUGUGAUAUUUAAAUGUGUGGGUUAAUUUUUUAUCCACUUUAAUAACUGAAUUAUUCCCCUCCACUCCUCCUCUGCUUUCUAUUUCUACUCUGAAGCCGUGGGCACAGAAAUCUCUGCAGGCAAAUUACUCCAGAGCAUAUCGCUGGACAGUCCUACAAGGAACAGUUACAUUCACGGCAUCUGGAUUCCUGAUCGUUUUCCGACAUGGCAGGUGUGAGUGGCUGUAUAAAAUAUUCUAUGUUUCUCUUCAACUUCUUGUUCUGGCUAUGUGGCAUCCUGAUCCUGGGAACAGCAAUUUGGAUACGAGUUAACAAAGAUAAAGAGAUUCUCAACACUGGGAAUUCUGUUACUAGCCCCUAUAUUUCUGUGAACAUCUUGAUCGCUGUGGGAUCUAUCGUCAUGAUUCUGGGUUUCCUGGGAUACUGUGGUGCCGUGAGAGAAAGCCGCUGCUUGCUUCUUUUGUUCUUCAUAGGCUUACUCCUGAUCCUGCUCCUGCAGGUGGCAGCAGGUGUCCUGGGAGCUACCUUCAGAUCUGAUUCCGAGCGCAUUCUGAAUGAGACUCUCUAUAAAAAUAUAAAGCUUUUAAGUGAAACAGAUGAGAAGGCACAAGCAUUCCAGGAAGUCCUGGCUACAAUUCAAGACAAGUUUAAAUGCUGUGGUUUGGUCAAUGGAGCUGCUGACUGGGGAAAGAAUUUUCAACAAAAUUUUAAGUCAUGUGAAUGUACAAGUUUGUCAUAUUCUUGUGUGAUAUAUGAAGGCAGAAAUGUUUACAAACAGCCAUGCAUUUCUUUCAUAAAAGAAACAGUUGCAAAACAUUUUCUCAUAGUUAUUGGAAUAGCAUUUGGACUGCUGUUUAUUGAGGUACUUGGUCUUGUAUUUUCUAUGGUCCUGUACUGCCAGAUUGGGAGCAAAUGAAUCUGUGGAUGUGUCCAGCUAUCCUCCAUUGGGCCCCUUUAACAUUUGGCUUUGGUUUUGUAACUUUAAAUAUACAUGUGCCGUACACAUUAGGAGCAGCUGUCUGAUUCAAAUAUCUCAUUGAACUAGAUCACAGGUAUCAUCCAGACAUAUUGAACAUAUUUAAGAUAUGAGUGACACAAGGAAAAUGAUAUGAAUGUGAUUUUUACUCAAAAUAAAAGUGACCUUGUGCAUGCUGA
Molecule: messenger RNA, 1204 nt
Organism: Lutra lutra (Eurasian river otter)
Lineage: Eukaryota; Metazoa; Chordata; Mammalia; Carnivora; Mustelidae
Gene: TSPAN8
Product: tetraspanin 8
Exons: 8
Coding region: 255-965 (236 amino acids)
Cellular component (GO): membrane
Source: RefSeq, a predicted model, not a curated record